This is a messenger RNA of Symbiodinium sp. CCMP2592, 1692 nucleotides long. The record is from the annotation of a GenBank genome assembly. Lineage: Eukaryota; Dinophyceae; Suessiales; Symbiodiniaceae.
AUGAUGCGACUUCUGGGCGUUUUCGUGGCUGUGGCGGGUGUGGCAGCACAAGGUGAUGAAGAUUUACGGUGUCGAAGCUUUGGAGCGUGGCUUGCCUACCUUCAGAAUUGCGUCAGAGUAGGAGCUUCAACUGCCAAGGGUAUGCUUCAGGAGCAGCAGGAGCUUUUCUCGGCCCAGACCAAUGAAUACCGGCAUCUUGCCGAGGUAACGCCGAGCAUCCACGGAAUGUACAGCAACUACACUCGUGCCUACACUGACAUGGAGGCGGUCAAGAGCAACUUGGACCACAUCUGGCUCAUCAUCUGUGGAGCCAUGGUGAUGUUCAUGCAAGCCGGCUUCGCGAUGGUGGAGUCAGGCUGCUGCCGUGCCAAGAACGUGCAAAACAUCCUGCUGAAGAACCUGACCGAUGUUUGCAUCGGCACCAUCGGCUGGUGGAUCUCGGGCUGGGCCUUCGCCUAUGGCGGGCCAAUGAAUGCUGACGGCUUUUUGGACAAUGGCUUCAUCGGAACCGACCAGUUCUUCGGCAUUGGCUUUGUCAACUAUGCCGGGGAUGGAAAGUUCGAGCCCACCACGGGCAUGCUCAAUUGGUUCUUUCAGUGGGCCUUCUGCUCGGCAGCCUCCACCAUUGUGAGCGGCGGUGUGGCCGAGCGGGUUAACUUCGGUGGUUACUGUCUCUACUCCUUUCUGAUGACUGCCUUUGUGUACCCGGUCAUUGUCGCAUGGACCUGGGGGUACGGAUGGCUUGCAUCGAUCAACAGCGUGGGCUUCAUGGAUUUUGCCGGCAGCGGAGUUGUGCACAUGACUGGAGGUGUCGGUGCAUUGAUGGGGGCCAUCAUUGCGGGGCCACGCACGGGCCGCUUCACGAAUCCAGAUGAGUUUGCACCCCACAGUCUUCCCCUCAUCACCCUGGGCACCUUCAUCCUGUGGUUCGGCUGGUAUGGAUUCAACUGCGGCUCCACAUUGGGCAUGAGCGGUGUUUCCUCGGGCUUCAUGGCUGCGCAGGUUGCCAUGAACACCACCAUCGCUGCCGCCACCGGUGGACUUGUUGUCUUCCUGCUGCGCCUGGGAAUGACUCGUGGUAAGUACGACAUCGGCGGCUUUUGCAACGGCAUCCUCGCAGGGUUGGUCUCGAUCACAGCUCCAUGUGGCAACGUGGAGUGCGGCAGUGCAUUCGGCAUUGCCAUUAUUGGUGGCUUGGUCUAUCAAGGUGCUUCCUCUCUGUUGAAGUUGGUGAAGGUUGACGACCCCAUCGAUGCCUUUGCGGUGCAUGGUGCCUGCGGCGCAUGGGGCGUUAUCGCGGCGGCGCUCUUCGAUUGGGGCGAGGGCGUCGACUUUCAUCACGGCUGGAGUGGCUUCGGAUGUGUUGCGGGCGACACCGGCUGCCUGUCGGGUGCCAACGGAGACGGCUUCGCAGCGAACCUUCUGGAGGUCAUCAUGAUCACGCUCUGGUCCGGCUUCUGGACGGCCCUGAUCUUCCUUCCGCUCCGUUUCAGCGGUUUCCUCCGGGUGCCGGACGAGGACCAAGACGCAGGCCUGGACGCCGUGAAGCACUCUCCGGCCAAAGCCUACAGCAUCGAAAUCAACACAGGGGUCACGGCUGGAGUCGCUCUCGAGAAGGUUGCACCGUCGCCCGAAAAGCCCGCCAUGACUGGCAACGAGGCAAGCCCCGCGCCGCCUGCAACGGAGGCCUAA